AUGGUCCUCAGAUGGCCGAUACAUAGCCUUUUGCCCGCGUUAGCCUUCGCUGCAGGUGAUGUGGCGUACAUUGAUCGCUGUCACCCCCCGUCAUGGAUGAAUACGCACGAGUUGGAAGAUGUUUACAAGUUAAAUUGCGGAAAGGUAACAAAUGCCACUCUUGACUUCAACGAAUUCCAGUGGAAAGUCAGCGAUAAGCAGAAUACGAUCUGGAAGGGACGCAGUCAAACGGCCCUGAUGUUAUGCAGGGCAGCCAGGGCAAACCUCGAGAAGAACGAUGUCAAAACGGCGGCUGAGCUGGCCGUGCAAGCAUGGGGGCAGCACAUCAUGAAUGGCACAGUCUGUUGCCCACUGCCCCACGCACCUUUCUGCCUGGACACUCGUGCAUCGGCCACGUCCUUCAUAGUCUAUAUACUUUUCGGCUGGAUGGUCGUGAUGUUUCUGGGCUCGCUCUUUGCGUCGAUAUUCUUGCGGCCUCCCAAAGAGGAGGACAAGGCAGCCGACGCUGCUACGGAUCACUCUAUGCCAUAUGGGACAGUCAUGUCACCCGCGCCAUCUGGCGCAAACUUGGCUCGCGAGCUGCAGGACUUCUUCUUGCGAUCACACUCGCUGCGGGUUCUCCCUGGUGCCCGCGAGUUUGCUGCGUCUGCUUCGAGCCUCUUCGGGGCGUUGCAGGAAGCUUUUGACUUCCAGGAUGACAGCGUCAGAAACCAGUUCGAGCACCUGCUCUCGCUCCUGCAGUCGCACAGUGCCUUAGUGGCCGACCGGGAUGUGCAGGAUGAGGAGGAGGUUCGGGAAGACCAUCUGCUCACCUCAGCGCUGGGGGAGCUUUACACAGAGCUGCUGCAGGGAUUCCGUCGCUGGCGCAGCACCUGCUGCGAUUCCGAUGACUUCGACAUGCCUGAGAGACGCGAGGGCACGUUGCCGCCACUGGCAGGAGCUCGCUGGAACCCCCUGCCGGCGUCCCUCUACGGGGGUCGAUCCGACGAUGCUCUCGAAGCCUCAAGGCAGCUGGCGGAGAUCACAGCAUACUUGCUAGUUUGGGGUGAGGGCGGAAAUGUCCGUUUCAUGCCAGAGGUUGUAUAUUUCCUGACAGAGAUGGCCCUCGCUGCGGAAGCCCCGGGGGCAGCUGGACUGUAUGGAGGAGCCGGAGGUCGUUCUGAUGGAUCGUCAUUUCGGAGCCGCAACUUCCUGGCAAAGGUCAUCCGGCCGAUCUACAACGUGGUCUUCGACGAGUGGUACGAGAAGGUUGACAAAAAUGGCCAAAAGGACAGGAAGAUCCUCCACAAGGGAUACGAAGCCUUCCUGCCGCCAGAUGUUGCCAACUAUGAUGAUUGGAACGAGCUCUUUUGCGACCCCAAAAGGCUCUACUCGACUAUGGUCUGUCAGGACGGGGAGAAAUUCUGCGAGAUCGAGCAUGCACGCCGUUUUGCCAAUUUGCACAGAGUCGCUUGGGAGUGGACUCUGGAUCGCUUCGAGACGAAAACCCACCGCGAGGUGCACUCGCUUUGGGGUUUCCUGGCCUCCACACACAGAGUGUGGCUUGUGCAUAUGCUUUUGUUCGCAACCGGCUUGACUCUCACGAUCGCGGACCCGGCUCACAUCCAGUUCGGCCACGUCGCGCUCCUGGGGAAUCAGUUCCCGGUGAGACUUGCAGCUGUCGGGCUUGUGGUGCCCCUCCACGCUGCUCUUUGGGGCUUCGCACGCUACGAGACGACUGGAACAACCGUCUGUCGGAGGAUCAGUGGACCGGCCUGCUGGUUUGCCGGCCUCGGCCGCGCGUUGCUGUGGGCUUCGCCCUUGGCCACUUACGGUGCCAUCCGAUAUGUGGAGCUGAAGGGCGAGAAAUUCUCGGAAAGCAAAGACCUGCAGCUGGGAAUGGUGCUGGCUGCGCACGCAGUGCUUUCUGUGCUGGGCUUGAUCGCGCACCUCUUUUUUCCAGAUCGGACGUACGACAUCUUGUUCCCCAGAACGCCGGUACACGUCUGCCUGCUUGUUGUUCGCUACAGCUUCUGGUUCUUCGUCUUUGCAAUCAAGUUUCUCGUGAGCUUCACGAUCUUUGCAUCCGUAUACCAUCUGAUGCACCGAGACUUGCGCAUCAUCAUGUUGGGACAGCAGAGCGUCACGGAGAUGAAGUUCUCGUGGAGCAGCGUGGACUGGGGAAAAGAUGUGCUGGAGUGGGCCUUGCUGUGGUUCACGACCUUCUUCCUCUUCUGUGCUGACACAGGGAUGUGGUUCACUCUUGGUUGCACCUUCCUUGGAGUUGGCACCUACUUCGUUCAGCGCUCGUGUGAAAUUGGCACUUUCUGCUUUGAGGAUGCAGUGGCCAAGAUCCCCGAAAGGAUGACAGAAAAGGUGUUCUGUUUCGUCAAGAAGCAUGUGGAGGGCAGGGAGAUGGCUCGCGAGUUCCCCUUGGUCUGGGACCGCAUCGUAGAGUACAUGCGGUACGAAGAUAAAAUCGGGAACCAGUUCAUGGCAGAUCAGUCCUUCAUGACCAAAAGCACCCGGGGCAUCGAGUGGAGCAGCCUCAGCAAGGCCAUCCAACCAGCUCUGCCCGGUGCUGGCGCAGAAGAUGGCUCCGCCCAGCUUCGGAUUGUUGUGCCGAAUCUCUUCAAAGAGCAAUCCGUCGUGCAAAGAGCCUGCCAAGCUUUCGUUGCGAACUCGCAUUGGCCAGCGAACGCCGAAGUGCAGUGGCGGCUCCUGGCUUUGUCCCGUGGGCUCGGGCUGCCCAUCCCGAAGCCUUUCCGGGCACCAUUCAUCCCUGGCAUCACGGUCCUGAUUCCGCACUAUGGCGAGACCAUCUUGGAACAAAAGGACUCGCUGUAUGGUGGUCGCGCUGAUGACACUGUUCCGCUCAUGGACUGGCUGAAAGCUCGCUAUGAGGACGAAUGGUUGAACUUCGAUGCAAGGAUGCAGGCCAAGUCCGACAUCCAGCUGCCUCAUGGCGCGAACUGGGAUGAAUACACAGACGAGCAGUGGGAGAAAAUCUGCGGCUGGUCGUCCAUGCGAUUGCAGACAUUGUGGCGCACGGUCGCAGGCAUGAUGUUGUACCAUCCUGCUCUGCAGUGCCACUAUGAGGUGCAGGGCGUGGGCCGGAUUGUUGGUGAAAGGAAGCCUGCGAUGGCCCAGGUGUGGACUCCGAAUGACUGUUUCAGUUGCAUUGUGUCCAUGCAGCAGUACGCCAACUUCGAGCCGGUUAGAUACAAGCACACCAACCAGAUGUUCGCCAAGUUUCCGAGCAGCUUGAAGGUGGCUUACAUCGAUCAGAAGGACAGGAACGUCCAUGCAGAGGUCGACAACGUCCAUCCAAGACAACAUCGGCGCUACUUCAGCUGCUUAAUCGAUGGAUCGUGCGCUGACGUUGGUGGAGGUCGAAGAGCGGCCAAAUUCACGGUUGAGUUGCCAGGAUACCCGAUCUUGGGCGAUGGGAAGAGUGACAACCAGAAUCACGCCAUUAUCUUCUUACGAGGCAUCUUCAGCCAAUGCAUUGAUGCGAACCAAGGGGGCUACUUCGAGCAGAUGCUGAUGCUUCCCUGCGUGCUCGGAGAAUUUCGCACUGCAGAGCGUGGAGAUGAAGCGGCCAAGCAAAUCAUUGGUCUUCCGGAGCACAUCACCAGCGAUAUCGGAUCCGUGGGCGACUUCGCAGCAGGCUCGGAAGUUGCCUUUGGCACGAUCCUGCAGCGGACCUAUGCAGUGCUGGGUGCCAGAAUGCACUACGGCCACCCCGACAUCAUGAACAAGCAGUUCAUGAUCCAGCAGGGCGGUGUCUCCAAGGCCACGAAGACCAUCAAUUUGUCCGAGGACAUCUUCGCCGGCAUGGAUUUUACGCUGCGAGGACAAGGCCGCUCCAUCAAGCACUGCGAGUAUUUUCACGUGGCCAAGGGCCGGGACCUCGGCUUCAACACCGUCCUCGGCUUCUUCUCGAAGCUCUCCUCCGGGGCCGGCGAGCAGAUCCUCACCAGGCAGAUGUUCCGACUUGGGCAGAUUCUGCAUUUGCCGGAAGCACUGACCUUCUACUAUGCCCACGUUGGCUACUACAUCACGCAAGGCUUGGUGUCGGCAUCGAUGCCGAUUCUUGUCUUCGCCUGGAUGGUUGUUCUUGCCGGCGAUUGCGAGCAAACAUUUCGAGUCUUCGAGAACUACUGUCCGACGGUCCCUGCAGCGCAGGCAAUGGCCAACCUGUUGUCGGUCUGGUACUCGUGGGUGAUUUUCCUAUUCUUGGUCGCAACCUCCAUGCCCCUCUUUGCAGAGUCUUGGAUGGAGAGGAGCUUUUGCCAUGCAGUGUGGAGAUUGGGCAAGCAGUACCUGACUUUGUCCUUCUUGAUGUUCGUGUUCCAGGCCAAAAUCAUCGGAUACUAUGUGGUAAACGAGUUGCGCUACGGAGGUGCCCAGUAUGUCGCGACUGGCCGUGGGCUGCCGACCUACCGCCGGCCUUUCAUCGGCGAGAUUCGGCCAGUAGAUGCCCAUGAGCCGGACGGCCCCAAGAAAUUGACGAAGGUUGGCGGGCUGUAUCUCGAUUAUGCCAUGUAUACCUAUUACGAUGGGAUGCGCCUUCUUCUGUGCUGCAUUGCAGUAUUGCUCCUGGGUGGCGUCUCGGAUGCUGGCGGUCAAGCUUCCAGCCUGGGCUUUACAUGGCUUGCCAUCGGGAUCACGAUCGUGUCGUGGCUCUACGGGCCGUUCGUUUUCAACCCGUACCAGUUCGACUUGGAUGAGGUGAAGGACGACGUGAGGGCCUGGUUCUUGUUCUUCCUUGGAGACCAAGGCAAGCUGUGGGUUGAGAACUACCAGAAGACGCAGCUAAAGCCUCUGAAGGGCUUCAGAGAGUCUGUUAUCGGCGUGAACUUCCUGGUAUCGAUCUUUUGCUUAGCUAUUUGGUUCGCCAUCUUGACGCACAAGCUGCAGCUCCUCGAGGUAAUCUACUCCGCGUACACGAGAGUGGUCACCCUGUCCGUGCUGACGCUACUUCCGCCAAUAGGCUUGUCGCUUUUGUACUGCUUGGUGGUGAGCGUAAUGGAGAGCAUCUUCGCAUGCCCAAGGGCCGUGGUUCCCCCGGACGCACCUCGACGGACGCGCGCGACGGACCUGGAGGGCGCAACCAGCAGCUCGGAGUCGGAGUCGGAGAGCGAGGAGGCAGGUGCCAUGGGCCGUGCAACCUUGGCAGAAGCUGGAGUUCCUGUGCAUGCAGCGAUGCAGGACACGGUGGUGCCACGACGCCCUGAAAGUGAUGACGAGGAAGAGAAAGGCUGCAAGCUGCCGGAGGCAGUUCCACUUGCCUUUUCUGCCUUGGUCGUGACUGCGUUGGAGAUUAUAGAAUCCGCGCUUCCACUAUAUAUCGCCUUCGACCCCAUGAAGGGAAGCGGCGCAGGGUGGGGCAAGACCUUCAUCUCCGGCUUGGUGCUGAAAUACCUUCUCUACGAGAUGGUUCUGUUCAUAUCCGAGGGCGUCCUUCGCUCCAGAUGUUUCAACCGAGUUGGCAGCGCAUUGCAGUUCCUGAGUGUGUGGGUGCAUGCGAACCGGAUGUUUCGAGAUAUGUUUGUCUCCGGUUUCAUCCUUGUGACCUUGUCUCCUUUUGUGCUGCUGGACACCAUCAAUGCAAUGAUGUGUGACGAGUGCAGCCUGCACAACCUCUUGGUGUACCGCGACCCUGGACAUCUGGCCAAGCAGGCCUUCGCUCUCCACUACUCAGCCGAGGAGACGGACUCGGUGGAGGACAGGGAGGACGGAUUGGCUAGCGGCAGGAGAGCCAGCCGAACAGGGAGCAGAGCACUGGGAUCUUUUUGGGGUGGCUUGCGCACUGCUCGCACGCCCCCCGUUCCAUCUGCCCCACCUACCACGACUUUCAGACGAUGA
This is a messenger RNA of Symbiodinium sp. CCMP2592, 5850 nucleotides long. NCBI's taxonomy places the organism in Eukaryota, Dinophyceae, Suessiales, Symbiodiniaceae. The record is from the annotation of a GenBank genome assembly.